CUAAAGUGAUGUUUUGGUGGAGCAAAGUGACAGAAAAUUUUGAUUCUGGCAGAUUUCAGUUUUUCCAACCUGUAUCGUUUUUGACAAUUUCGAGGAUAGUAUUUUCAGUAAACUUCCUGCCACCCGUCCGGAUCCUUCUCCGUUUUAGAAAUAUUCAGAAGUCAAUAGCUGGCAUUGUUUGUUUCUCGGGAUUUCGACUCUGGUAAAGAGCAACAUGUAGGAUGUAGGGCAUGAUUCUCGUCGCAUCGUCUGGCAGUCCUGUCAGCAGAAGACUAGGACUAGGAUGAGUCACUGAUCCUGUGUUGUCAGUUUUUGAAAGUCCUUUCAACAUCACAUGUAUACCUGAAUGAACAAGACGAAAUGGAUGACAUCAGAGAUAUGGACAGCAUUCCCAACCCAACUGUUAUUCUUCGUAGAAUGGCUGAAAAAGUUUCAGCAUUAGAAGUGGACCACAAUUUGCCUGCUAUCAUGUACUUUCGGUCAGGGCUUCAGAUGGUACGAAUGGCAGACAUGUACUUCAAACAGGGCAGUUUAAAGGAUGCAUAUCUUCUUUAUUUGAGAUUUAUCACCUUAUUUCUGGAGAAAAUACGGGAACAUCCCGGCUGGGCUUUGUUGCCCAAUGAAGAUAGGAGAGUAGCCUCUGAUAAGCUAAAGGAGACAAUACCAAAAGCAGAAAAAUUGAAAGAACUCCUUCGUCAACAGUUUCAGCAGGAGUACCAGCAAAAGGUUUCCAAGCAAUUGGAGGUAGAAAGGCAGCGUAAGAUUGCUGCUGAACAGGAAGCAAGAAAACUAGAACUUGAAAGACAGAAGCAACAACAACAGCAGCAACUAAAGCAGAGGCAUGAAACUGUCAUAACAAACAACCAUAUGACUUCUGAUGUUGUGACUGGACCAGUUGUUCCAUUAGACAGUAUUGUGUAUCCUGAUGCUGAUGUGCGCAAUAAACAGCAAAUUACUCAACCUUCUGCGCCAACUUUUGAGCCUCCUGAAAGCCUGGCUCCUGCCGGUUUUAAUUCUAAUGAUCAAAAAAGUGGAGCAUCUAGCAGGCUCCCAUCAUUUGACCGGAGCACCAAACCAGCCUCUCUCCUCAGUUUAUCAACCCAAUCUCAUCAUGGAUUACGCAUUGUGGUUGUACCAAGUCAAUUGGUUGAAAGAUUCUUAGUAUUGGCUCAUGCUUCUACCCUGAAAAAUGUUGAAACCUGUGGCAUACUUGCUGGCUAUGUGGACCAAAAUCAACUAGUCAUAUCGCAUCUCAUCAUCCCUCAGCAGACAGCAACAUCUGAUUCCUGUACAACACAGAAUGAAGAGGAGGUUUUUAAUUAUCAGGACAAGCACAAUGUUAUUACUCUCGGAUGGAUCCAUACCCACCCAUCUCAAACAGCAUUUCUUUCUAGUGUGGAUUGCCACACCCAUUGUUCCUACCAGUUGAUGAUGCCUGAAGCAAUUGCUAUUGUUUGUGCUCCCCGUUACAAAGACAAUAGCAUAUUUUGUCUGACACAAAAUUAUGGCCUAGACUAUGUUGCAAAAUGCAAAAAAAAUGGUUUCCACCCUCAUCCAACUGAACCACCACUAUUUAUGAUAGCUGAACAUGCCCGGCUAGAAAGUGAUUUGCCUGUGGAAGUUAUUGAUAUGCGAAGAUGAAUGCUUGAUGAAGAGGUUUGAAAACUUCUCUAGGAUUUAUUGUUGAAAAUUGAAAUUCAUUAACUUUAUCUGCCUGUGGAUUCGUUUGACAGUAGUUGUGCUUCAAACAUGCAAACUUACAAUAAAAUAUGUAUCUAAGAUGUAUCUAAGGUUGCCUCUUGGCUCCUCUGCAUCUGUGGCAGCUUCUGUAUGAAUCCUUAUCUUAUGACUGGCCGAACAAAUAUAUUUUUUUUUUUCCUGAAGAAAUGACUUCUUUUGAAAUAUCAUGAGAGAAUUUAGAAAAAUUUAGUUUUUGUAAAUUACAUUGAACCCUACUUUGUUGCAAUAGAGUUAAGUUACUGUACAACACCUUAAUGACUGCUGUGAUUGGAAGCAAAAUAUUGUGCAUUAUUAUUUUGACUCAAUAGGCUAAAGCAAAGGGUUUUAAUCUUUAUUUAAAAUUUUAAGUUAUGGUCAAAUUUGUGAAAGGUCUUUCUUCACUUCACAGAUCCUACAGCCUAUUGCUAAAGCUACUGAAACCUUGCCUGACUCACUUUAAUCAAGCCACUAUUUAUUGAGCUUAAUCUAAGAUUUUACCACCAAAAUCCAUCCUAUUUUCUGUAUUUUGCCUUGUGAUGAAGCUCCUGCUAUCCUAUGUGAUACUUUUAUCCGCAUCUGCUAAGCAAGUAAACCUGUAAACUAAGCUCUAAACCCUAGUAAAGGGUCAAAAUAAUUUUCUAUUGUGUAUCCUGAUUCAAACCACUUCCUAAGUAUUGUUUCAUGGAAAUUGACUGUGUGCACCUGUGAAAUUAUCCAUAAGUACAUGUACUUUAUUUUACUCGAAACUUUGUACAUUCUUGUUAUCUUCUUAUUUAUUUUAUAUAAUACCUUCUGUUUGUGAGACCGUCUGAUUUUAGAACAGUAUACGUAUCCCUUAGAUAUGUCCAAUAAUAUGCUGUGAGUAGUCUUCUCUUAUUUGGAAUAGUAUGUGUCUAGUUUAUAGAUGACCUACCUAAAAAUGUUUGUCUGCAGAGAAACCUGAGCCUAAACCAGUUUUGGUGAACUAUUAAUCAUUUCUAAUGUAAAUUCAAAUUUACAUGAUAAUACUCCUCGAUCUUCACUAGUCAGUCUUUUUGUGUAAUGUCUUCUAUUUUGUUCUUUUAAAAAAAUUGAAAUAGAUAAAUCUCUUAAAA
This is a messenger RNA of Frankliniella occidentalis (western flower thrips), 2813 nucleotides long. RefSeq names its product STAM-binding protein. The transcript is spliced from 9 exons. NCBI's taxonomy places the organism in Eukaryota, Metazoa, Arthropoda, Insecta, Thysanoptera, Thripidae. Gene Ontology annotation, cellular component: membrane; endosome. Gene Ontology annotation, molecular function: protein binding; metal-dependent deubiquitinase activity; K63-linked deubiquitinase activity. The coding region runs from base 361 to 1641 and encodes 426 amino acids. The record is from RefSeq and is a predicted model, not a curated record. Gene Ontology annotation, biological process: protein K63-linked deubiquitination.